This is a messenger RNA of Adineta steineri, 1215 nucleotides long. Lineage: Eukaryota; Metazoa; Rotifera; Eurotatoria; Adinetida; Adinetidae. The record is from the annotation of a GenBank genome assembly.
AUGACUGAAAUUGGUGAUAGAUCAUAUGUAGGAAUUAAUAAUAUUGUACAAGCAUGUUCGAAAAUUUACCCGGAUCAAUUAAAUCCUACUCAAGCAACGAGUCUAGUUAAAUACUGGCUUGGUGGAUCAGAAUGUUUAGAUUAUAUAUCAAUCUAUCAUAAUCAAGGUAAUGAUACAUCGCCUACUCAUUGGCAUUAUGUAACAUUUGGAUUCAGUGAUCUUCAUGGUGAUGGUCGAGUACAUAAAGUUGCAUCUAAAGAUGAUCCUGAUUCGACAUCAGGUUAUGGUUUUGAAUUAACAUUUCGUUUGCGAAAAGCUCCGGAAAAUAGUAAUUCUGUUCAAGAAAUUCCUUUAUGGCCAUGCAAAUUAUUACAAUAUUUGGCUAAAUAUGUUUUUAAAACGGGUACACAAUUUCGUGCUGGUCAUCAUAUUCCAUUUGGACAUGUAUUACCUAAUUUAUAUUCAUCAGAUGGCAAUACACAUAUACAUGAUCUAUUAAUAACAAAUGAUCGACAAUUAAAGUCAUUUCGAACUAAUCUUGGUUCAGUUGAAUUUUUACAACUUGUCGGGUGUUUUGAAAAUGAACUUGAAGCAGCACAAGAAUGCAAUGUUGCACAAAUAAUUGAUUUAUUCAGUACAAAUCGAAAAACGGGUGGUACUCUUUUAGUAACGGAUAUGUCACGUAGAGAAUCAAUUUUUGAUAUUAUACCAAAUGCAAAACAAAUGAUCCGAGAAAAAAUUGAAAAAGAAGGUUCACAACUUGGCCGAGUUCUUGCUCGAUGUAGCUGGAAUGUCGAAUCUGUUCCACCGAAUGAUACACAUUUUCGUCCAGUAACUUCAAUUGAUUUAACAUUUGAUUUAGAUGCAGCUAAAAUAUUUCUGAAAAUUCUUCGAACACGUUUACGUCGUGGCAAAUGGUUUAUAUUUGAUUCUUUAAAUAAUCAAUCGAUUUGUUUCAUUUCAAUUGCUGCUAAUAAUCAAGGAAUUAUGGUUGAUUCAAUUCAACAAAUCAUGAUAUUGGGCAUGCGUGAAGCACAAAUUAUGCUUUUACCUGAUCAUAUUGAUCUCUGUACAGAUCUUAUGUCACAUAUAAGUGAUAUUAAAGAUGAACAAACACUUCCAUUGCGAUAUGAAAUUCCGUUUCAUACAAAUACUAAAAUGAUCAUAUCAAUAAUAUCCUCGAAUGAAUUUAAUCAUGAUGGUGUAGAAUAUUAA